Messenger RNA from Pochonia chlamydosporia 170, 1575 nucleotides. Its product is annotated as heme peroxidase protein. Lineage: Eukaryota; Fungi; Ascomycota; Sordariomycetes; Hypocreales; Clavicipitaceae. Gene Ontology annotation, molecular function: peroxidase activity; heme binding. Gene Ontology annotation, biological process: response to reactive oxygen species; hydrogen peroxide catabolic process; cellular response to oxidative stress. Bases 1 to 1575 code for a protein of 524 amino acids. The record is from RefSeq and is a predicted model, not a curated record. The transcript has 6 exons.
AUGGUUCCCAAACGCCUAGUACUGGCAACAGCCAUCUUUGGCUUAUCAAUUACCGCCCAAUUCGUCGACAACACAUACAUCUGGCCCAACGACGAAACAGACCUCCUCGAACACAUGCUCUACGAACACAGCGGCUACCACGUAAACUCACCGGCUUCCUUCGUCGUCCCCUGCGGAAACGUCCCCUUCGGCAAAGGACGCAGCGGCCCAGCCGAAUGGCUCCGAACAGCCUACCACGACAUGGCGAAUGCAGACGUGCCCUCCGGAAAGGGAGGCAUCGACGCCUCCAUCGGGUUCGAACUCGACCGGGACGAGAAUCCAGUCGGCGGCUGCUCGGGGGGAAAAGUGGUGAUUCCGUUUCGAGGCGGUAGAAUCGACGCGACUGGACCGGGGGCAAGGGGCGUUCCUAAGCCGGAGGAGAGCCUGGAUAGUCAUGUUGCUGCGUUUGAGAGGCAGGGGUUUACGAAGGACGAGAUGAUUGGGCUGGUUGCGUGUGGGCAUACGCUGGGUGGUGUUCAUGGCGUUGACUUUCCGGAGAUUGUUGACGUCGUGAACAAUACUAGUGAAGAUGAUAAUACGCAAAUGUUUGACACGACUAUCGAAGGGGAGACUGCAUUCGAUAAUAAAGUGGCGACUGAAUUUGUGUCGAAUAAUACGCAAAAUCCCUUGGCGUUUGGUCACAACGCGACAACACGAUCUGAUGGGCGUAUCUUCAACGCUGAUGGAGGUGCACUGAUUACGAAGAUGGCUGCGUCGAAUGACUUCUUCCUCGAUACGUGUAGGGACCUUCUCGAAAGGAUGACUAACACUGUGCCCAGGACUGUGAGGUUAGGAAAACCAAUUGGUAUUAUUCCCGUCAAACCAUCUAGUUUAUAUGCCACGAUUGUACCGCACACGGGAAAGAUGAAUGUCACUGGGUUUGUUCGGCUCAUUUCUCGCAAAAAUUCAUGGGACGCAGAUCCCAGUCGCAAAGUCAAGAUCCAUUUUCGUCCACGGUCCGGAUCCUGCUCCAAAUCAAAGUAUCUCGUCGUGGAAGCCGGCGAGUUUUCGUGGUCACGCAGCUUGUACCACCAAGGUGGAUUCCCGUACUUCAAGAAAUACCAAUUCGCACAAGAAAUUCCUAUCUCGCGGGGCGUUUCAGGAUUCGACGUCGAGGUAAUUGAUACGACGGACGGUAGCACGACGAGCACGAUGCACACAAACGGUGGGAAGGGGUUUCCAUUUAAUGAUGCUGUUGUCACGCAGCCUGGCUUGACGUGUAAUGGGCAGAAAGACGAUGGGCUGUUCAACCUGACUGUUGCGGUUCGAGAUGAUGCGAAACUCGGUUCCGUGAAGGCGAGGAUUCAGCUGCCGCGGCCGCUUGAUGCAUUAGUACCGAGAAUCACGGACAUGAUGGUUGAUUUGAAGAGGGUGGGAGGUGUGCCUGGCGCGAACUACACGCUGUUUAAUGUAAGACAGAGGCUGCCUGUGGGAACAUACACAUUCACGUAUGAUCUUAUUGCGUCGAAUGGGACACACACGGAGAAGAGGGUGUUUAAUGAUGUUACUGAGAUUAAAGCCUGUCACAGGGAUUAA